AUGAAUAUAGUGUGUUUGGCUACAGAGUUGGUUUUUCGUUUUUAUCAAGUUCUUGCUACAGAUUUGGAGACAUUUAGUAAACACGCAAAACGUUCCACUGUAACCGUUGAAGAUGUAUUCUGUUUUGUUCGAAGAAAUCCCCGAUUAUUACAACAUUUAAUGGAGUACCAUAAGAGUCAAACUGAAAGCAACAACCAACAGUUGUCAUCUGAAGUAAUCAAUGAAAAUUCCAAAGGGAAAUUAAAACUGAAAGCUUCUAGAAGAAACGUUAGCGGGAAUAAAACUGAAGUCAAAGAAUGCAUUAAAAUAGAUCAAAAUACUGAUGACUUUGUGUGA
Messenger RNA from Trichobilharzia szidati, 336 nucleotides. NCBI's taxonomy places the organism in Eukaryota, Metazoa, Platyhelminthes, Trematoda, Strigeidida, Schistosomatidae. The record is from the annotation of a GenBank genome assembly.